AUUAGAGUGUCAUUUUGUAGCAGCACAGACUUAGGCCUGGGAUUCAACAUGCCACUCGAUAGACUUUCUGCCUGGCUGUAUGCUGUGGCCUGUGGGCUCCUGCUUCUCCUCCUCCACGUGCAUGGCCAGGACUCAUCCAGCCCCAUCAGGAACACACACACAGGACAGGUGAGAGGAAGCCUUGUCCAUGUGAAAGACAGUGAUGUUGGUGUCCAUACCUUCCUGGGAAUUCCCUUUGCCAAGCCUCCUGUAGGACCACUGCGCUUUGCUCCCCCUGAGCCCCCUGAGCCAUGGAGUGGUGUGAGAGAUGGGACCUCCCAGCCAGCCAUGUGUCUGCAGACUGAUGUGAUGACUAAUGAGGUCGAAAAGCUGCUGAAUCUGAACAUGCCUCCCACUUCUAUGUCCAAGGACUGCCUAUAUCUCAACAUCUACACACCAGCUCAUACCCAUGAAGGAUCUAACUUACCUAUGGUUGCCAACCUGUCUGGAUGUGAGGCCAAGGACUCAGAGGCCCUGGUACACUGCCUACGAGACAUGAGUGAAGCAGAGAUUCUGGCUAUCAACCAGGUCUUCAAUAUGAUUCCUGGAGUGGUGGAUGGGAUGUUUCUACCUAGGCACCCUCGGGAGCUGUUGGCCUCUGUGAAUUUUCAGCCUGUCCCUAGCAUCAUUGGUGUCGACAGUGAUGAGUGUGGCUGGGGAGUCCCCUUGUUGAAGGGCCUUGAUCCUGUCAUAAACAACAUAACCAGAGAUACUCUGCCAGCUAUUCUGAAGAGCACAGCAGCACAGAUGGUGAGCAAUGUUGAAUCCUAUCCUAACAGAGAGGGUUCCCGUUCCCAUGCUCCUGUCUACUUCUAUGAGUUCCAGCACCAACCAAGUUUCAUCAAGCAUGUCAGGCCAUCCCAUGUGAGGGCUGACCAUGGUGAUCAUGUUGCCUUUGUCUUUGGCUCCCAGCUUUGUGGCAUGAAAGUUGACCUCACUGAGGAGGAGAAGCUGCUGAACAGGAGGAUGAUGAAGUACUGGGCCAACUUUGCAAGACAUGGGAACCCAAACAGUGUGGGUCUACCAUACUGGCCCGAGUUGGCCCAUGAUGAGCAGUACAUGCAGCUGGACAUUCAGCCUGCUGUGGGCCAAGCCCUGAAGGCCAGAAAGCUGCAGUUCUGGACCGAGACUCUGCCCCAGAAGAUCCAGGAGAUAAAGGGGGCUCAGGUCAAGCAUGCAGAGCUUUAGUGUCCUGUAACAAUAAAGGUGUCUGGAAUGAAGGUAGAUGGGGUCAUCUUGAGGUUACAAAGUCCAUUGAUUUAUCUGUAUUUGUUUCAACACUAGCAUAAGCAUUUCUAACC
Messenger RNA from Peromyscus maniculatus bairdii (prairie deer mouse), 1340 nucleotides. RefSeq names its product liver carboxylesterase-like. Lineage: Eukaryota; Metazoa; Chordata; Mammalia; Rodentia; Cricetidae. The record is from RefSeq and is a predicted model, not a curated record.